UUCCGCGAAGUCAAAUUUUGGUCAGAUGAUCUUGCCUUGACUGCGUUAUAGUUUGAUGCAAGACAGCGAAGGUGAUGAAUCGUAAACUUGGUUAGCUAGGGUUUGAAUUCCAAACCUAAUUAUGCAAUCAUGUCGAAAUCAGACGCUCCAAAACCCAAUUCCGCCAAAGUUCACCCCUCUAAUGAGCCCGAGUUUGAUCCCAAUUCCUACGCCAUGGAGAAGUUCCGGCUCUACGAAACCAGAGCGAGAUUUUAUUUAAUCGGAAGUGACCGUAACAAGAGGUUUUUUCGAGUCUUGAAAAUUGAUCGAUCAGAGCCCUCCGACCUCAGUAUUAGUGAAGACCCUGUGGUAUAUACCCCUCAGGAAAUCAAGAACCUUCUUCAGCGAAUCGCAGAAGGCAAUAGGGCCACCGGCGGCCUGACAUUUGUGACAAAGGUUUAUGGGAUUGCAGGCUGCAUCAAGUUUCUGGAAUCAUAUUAUUUGAUUCUGGUUACCAAGCGCAGACAAAUAGGUUGUAUAUGUGGUCACGAAAUAUAUAGCAUAGAGGAGAGCCAAUUGAUACCAAUACCACAUGCCUCAAUGCAAUCUGAUAUCGCUCACUCUAGAACUGAGCUAAGGUACAAAAAGCUUUUAUCGAGUGUUGACUUGACAAAGGAUUUUUUCUAUAGUUAUACCUAUCCUGUAAUGCAAAGUUUACAGAAGAAUGUAUUGUCCAAUGAAGAUGAAGGGAUGCCCUAUGAUAAUUUAUUUGUUUGGAAUGCUUAUUUAACACAAGCAAUCAGAUCAAGAUGCAAUAACACCAUUUGGACAAUAGCUUUAGUUCAUGGCCAUUUUAAGCAGAUGCGUCUUUCAAUUUUCGGGAGGGACUUCAGUGUUUGCUUGGUUUCUAGACGAUCAAGACAUUUUGCUGGAACACGCGUUCUGCUAAGUUUGUCUCCUCUCACCUUUUCCCCUGCUUGCUGGAGGGAGGGGUUGCUGAUGGAUGAUUAA
Neltuma alba is the source of this 990-nucleotide messenger RNA. Its product is annotated as phosphoinositide phosphatase SAC1-like. Gene Ontology annotation, molecular function: phosphatidylinositol-3,5-bisphosphate 5-phosphatase activity. The coding region runs from base 130 to 990 and encodes 286 amino acids. NCBI's taxonomy places the organism in Eukaryota, Viridiplantae, Streptophyta, Magnoliopsida, Fabales, Fabaceae. Gene Ontology annotation, cellular component: intracellular membrane-bounded organelle. The record is from RefSeq and is a predicted model, not a curated record. Gene Ontology annotation, biological process: phosphatidylinositol dephosphorylation. The transcript has 6 exons.